AUGGCCGGCGACCAUGCUUUGCCCGCCCCGUCGAUGGCUUCUCCGGGCUGGUGUUACCCGUUGCCGCCUUACCAGCCGAAUGGCGCCGGCUACGACGCCCUCCUUGCGCCGUCGCCCGUCGGUGGUUAUGGUCCACCCGUCCCGGCGCCGCCCUACGGGGGCCUCCCGCCGCCUCCUUCCCUCGGUUGUUAUGGCUCGCCCGCCCUGGCGCUGUCCUACGAGGGCCUCCCGCCGCCGCCGGUACCUGUGUCAUGGGACCCCACCCUCCUCGCCGCCCAGCACUCCGCGUCGUCGCCGAGUAGCUCUGUCGGUGGAGGCGACUGGUACAUGGACUCAGGUUCCUCCGGCUUCGGCCCCUUCGGCACCGGCCCCCGCGCCCCCUUUGUGGAGCGAUGCGCGGCGGCAGCCCCCGGCGCCCCCCGGCACGGUGCCCUCUGCCGCCACCACCUAGCUUCGUGA
Molecule: messenger RNA, 459 nt
Organism: Aegilops tauschii subsp. strangulata
Lineage: Eukaryota; Viridiplantae; Streptophyta; Magnoliopsida; Poales; Poaceae
Source: RefSeq, a predicted model, not a curated record